AUGAAGUUAUUUAAACCAAUCGCACUAUCAUUUGUUCUCACAGAUUGUAUUGUUGCUACAGAGACCCCAAAGGAUAUCUUUUAUGAAACAGUUGAGAUAUUUCACAACGCUACUAAAAUUAAUCACUAUCAAUUUAUGGACCAUUUACAAACUCUAAACUAUACCAAACAAUGUGACAAACUAUGUAAGGAAAACAUCGAAAACAUCGUUGUAGCUAACUACCGUGUCUCUGGACUUAUCGCUGAGCAAAGUAAAACACAUCAAUUGAAUUCAAUUAUAUUAAAGAAGUUUGUCAUGACUUACAUCAAACAUCAUUUACAUAAUGACGUUGAUAUUAACAUAAGAUUAAAUAAAACUUUGUUUGCUCUUCAGGCUCAGGAGGACACUAUAAAACUGGUGACCAAAAGUAAAUUAAUAGAUUUGCUCAAAUUUGUCAAACAAUCACUAGUUGAAUUUAAGAUUGUAGAAGACGAGAAAUUCAAUUCAAUGGGUCCAGCUGAAGAUGAAAAAUAUUUGAUGGAUUCAAUUAUCACUUUUGUUAAAGGUACUUUCUUCUUUAUGCUAUGCUAUUCCAUCAGUUCAAUGGUUUGCAUGGGGUUCGUUGGCGCAUUAUUAUUGAUACAAGUGGUGAUCUGGAUCUUAACAUUAAUUAGAUACAUCUUAACGGGAGCCUGA
This is a messenger RNA of Maudiozyma barnettii, 675 nucleotides long. RefSeq lists its product as uncharacterized. Lineage: Eukaryota; Fungi; Ascomycota; Saccharomycetes; Saccharomycetales; Saccharomycetaceae. The record is from RefSeq and is a predicted model, not a curated record. The transcript has a single exon. Bases 1 to 675 code for a protein of 224 amino acids.